AUGGCUGACGCAGACAAAGACAUACUCGCGGCGAGAGUGUCUGCGGAAUUGAAGGACAGUGAGCUUUCAACACGAGAUUCCGACGAGAUCCAGCAACAGCAAGCUCCCUUACCUCGUUCCAAGUGGGUCAGAUGGUACAGAAGUACCCUCUUCAAUGUCAUCAUUGUGGGAUUGAUAUCCUUUACACAACCGGGUAUCUGGAAUGCCUUGAACAAUACUGGUGCUGGUGGUCAGCAAGAGCCUUAUCUGGUGAACGGUGCCAAUUCACUGACCUUUGGUAUAAUGGUUUUUGGCUGCUCUAUCUUUGCUGUUUUGGCCAAUCGAUUCGGUCUCAAGCCAAUGCUGAUAAUCGGUACUUUGGGUUAUGCGCCAUAUUCAGCGGCAUUGUACGUCAACAACCGCUAUGGAACUGAAUGGUUUGUCUUGUUCGGAGCGACUACUUGCGGGAUUGCUGCUUCUGCUUUGUGGGCAACUGAAGGCGCAAUCGCCCUUGGAUAUCCCACGGUGAAGGACAGAGGAAUCUAUACGGGAAUUUGGCUCGGUCUGCGAGAACUUGGUCAACUCAUCGGCUCCUCCAUUCAGCUUUCAUUGAACCACAAGUCGGCAAAGACAGGAAAAGUUGGCUACAACACUUAUCUCGUCUUAAUUGCACUUCAAUGUCUCGGACUUCCACUCGCUUUACUGAUCUCGCCCCCCGGAAAGGCAAUUCGAUCUGAUGGGACUCGAGUUCCAGAUCCGACGAGGGCGAAGUUGGUCACCGCAGAGUUCAAAAAGAUCUGGAAACUGCUCAAGAGAAAGCAGAUGUUUCUUCUCGUCCCAAUCCUGGUCGGUUAUAACUGGAACGGAACGUACUUGAGUAUUUACAUGACCAAGUACUUCUCAGUCCGGGCACGCACGUUGGGAGCUCUGACCUCUGGUAUUGCCGCUACGAUCGCCGAUCUCUUCUGGGGCUGGUUCCUCGACUGGAGGAUUUUUAGCCGCCCGAAGGCUGCGAAAAUCACCUGGGCGGUCUUUGCAACCAUCAUGAUUUCAUUGUUCGCCUGGCAAUUUGCGAACGAGAAGAAGUACGAGGACUCGCCUACCAAAGUCACGAUUGACUGGCUUUCGCCAGAAUUUGGUCGUGCUUUCGCAGUCAAUGUGUUAUUCCGAUUCAUGAACGAGUCCCACUACAUAUUCGUGUACUGGAUCGUAGGGACAUUUUUCGAAGAUGUCGAGACGUUGACGCUGUCGGUGGGUAUCAUUCGGUCGUUUGAAUCCGUCGGGAGCUGUCUUUCAUUUGGAAUUGGUGCAGCCAAGAUUUCACCGAUGGUUAAUUUGAUUGUGGCUUUUGUCAUGUUCAUUCUCUGCGUACCCACAACGUCCUACCUAACAUGGCAGGUGCCGGAGCACCCAAAGGAUAUCAGAAAACAACUGGAUGGCGAGUCAACCCAUACAGAUGACGAGCUUGACAGAGCUGCGGUCUAG
Exophiala bonariae is the source of this 1464-nucleotide messenger RNA. RefSeq lists its product as uncharacterized. The record is from RefSeq and is a predicted model, not a curated record. Lineage: Eukaryota; Fungi; Ascomycota; Eurotiomycetes; Chaetothyriales; Herpotrichiellaceae. The coding region runs from base 1 to 1464 and encodes 487 amino acids. Gene Ontology annotation, biological process: transmembrane transport. Gene Ontology annotation, molecular function: transmembrane transporter activity. The transcript is spliced from 4 exons.